Xyrichtys novacula (pearly razorfish) is the source of this 6621-nucleotide messenger RNA. Lineage: Eukaryota; Metazoa; Chordata; Actinopteri; Labriformes; Labridae. The record is from the annotation of a GenBank genome assembly.
AUGCACUUCAGGGGCAGUGGUCCCACCUUGCUGUUGCUACUGCAUCUUUGGCUGUCAGGGAACACGCUAGAGGUGGUGGAGCAGAAGCAAGGAUACAUGCAGGAUGCUCUCAGGGCCUUGAAUCUGCCCCUGGGUACCAAUGAAGAACCAAAGCUCCUGAGGAACCACACCAGUAUCCUGAUCACCAAGCUCCUCCAGGCAGUGCACUGUGCAGAGCAGACUGGUGUCUCUCAGGAUGUUUGUGAAAAAGUAAGGCCUUUCAACUUUCUCAGUUUGGUUAUAAUAGCAUUGUGUGAAAUUCAGCAAGAACACAGAAUAACUAAAUACUCUGAAUGUAUUUAUUUCUAGCCUGCCUUCUUAUUUUAAGCUUGUAAUGACUGGAAUGUGAAUGGAUGUGGAGGCUUAAGUCCUUGACCUGCAUCGGCCAUUCAUGCUGAGAGGUCUCAGACAUACCUCAGUUUGACCCAAUAAACUGCCACAGAGCAGAGUAAGAGGUACUUUACAUGUUUGUGCAGGUGGAUUAGGAAUAGGAUUAUGUGAGUCUCAGGGCUUGAAAGUGUGAUCCCAAGAAUAUAGAAAGCAAUUUUACAGUUUUCCUCAUCCUUCGUCAAAAUGUCUAGGUCCUCAGGUGCUUCAAACAUUCUCUUGCCAUUGUGUGUUUUAAGUUGGGCUUUAAUUGCCCUCAUCCUAAGCAGCAACACAAAGCUUCCACUUUACUCAAGAGCAGAGGACAUUCCAUGCAGGGAGAAGACUCAAUAACACUCCUUUCAAUCACAAUUUGACCUAGAAAUGAAAAGUCAAACGUUAAAUCACCUCGUAUUUCCCAAAGUCCUGCUCUUAAAGGGAUUGUUCAGUAUUGUAUUGACUCGUAGGCUAGUCAGUUCUGCCUCUUUAAUGACAUACUGACAUAGACUUAAUUAGCUGAUCGCACUGAAAGGCGGGAGAGGGUGUUUGUUGUUUCCAAACAUAGUGCAAAAAGGACUGGGCUUUCACAUGGAAAAGCAAAGUGCUGAAAAAAAUUGAGAUGAGUGCUUGGGUCAGUUUACUCAAAACUAGCUAAAACAGGUGGCAGAAUCGACCCCAUCUGCAGAGAAUUGUUAGCCUUGCUAGCCUACUGCUUCUCCAGGCAGUUUCUUGUUUAAGGGGUGGAACUGACCGGCACCCAUCGUAGCUAAUACCCUUACUAGUGUGUCAACAAAAAGAAAAAUGAACACAACCUCCCCUUAAAAUCAACCUGGAAUGGCCUCCUCUCUCUCUUACAUGUUCUUGUUCUUGUUACAGUGCCUCACACCAGAAGUCGUUCUGUCUGUGCUGAAGGACGAUCAGAAGACUUACCUCACUUUAGAGGACUAUGAGCAGAUCUCCAUUGUGCUGCUGUACUACAUAAUAAACUUAAGAGAUCUGUGCGUGUCAAAUGCUGCAUCACCUUCCUUGCUCUCCGCCCCCUCACCACUUGGGAACUAUCAGCAUUAUCUUUUGGCUCUAACCAAUCUGCACCCCACUGAGAACAACAACUUCCUAUCAUCCAGUGAAACAGAAAGUAUCCUGCACAUUAUCAACCAGCACUAUGACCCCUCCAACCAAGACGCUGUUGAUUUGCAAGUAAGACAUUUUAUUUAUUUUGAGAGAGAAAACUUGUUUAGAAAGGUACACAACCAGAUGUGAUCAUUUGGCUUUUGAUCCCACAGUGUGUCGAUGCUGUUCGCCUCUUCAAAGAUGUUGACGUUAAAGAAAAUCAAGGUGCUGGUGCGUCAUCUGUGCCCAAGAUGGCAGCAGCCAUCAUCAGCCAUAUACUGCAGGGCCACUGUUUAAAACCGAAGAAUCUUCCAUCUCCUGCUUUCUUUACAGACUAUAUCUUUCAGUCUCUUAAUCGGACAAGUAACCUGCAGAUAAUAGGUAAGUUCAAUAGCACUAUGUCUAUGAGGUGUAACUUUGUUCAUCUUGUACCAAACCUACUGAAAGAUAAAAGUUCAAUUUAAUAACCUGUUAUUGCAGCCUUCAGUCCUGUCAGUUUCUACUUUUCCUCAGCUCAGUUGUGCUCUCAUCUGUAUGAACAUGUAUCCUGUCCAAAGCAGACACUGAUUGCACAGUAACUUGACGAAUGGUUUCUCUCUUCAAAGACUUAGAAGAGUUGCUCCAUCUCCUCGGAGUAGGACGGGGAACACACUCUCAUUACAGGAAGAAGCGGAGCAUCACAGAGAGUUCAUCAAAUGGAGAUGGACAUUUACUUGAUGGUUGCAACCAUGACGCAAUAAUCAACCAAGACUGGGAACAGGUGAGUCUGACUGUCCCAUGAUGAAAAUCGUUGAUCACUACUCAUAACUGCUGCAAGAUUUGAUUUGAAGAGAGGCCCAUUCUCAAAAAAGUUUAUAUUUCCCUGCAAAUCUUGUCAGGUGUGUUUUUCAGCCAAUCAGCUGGUGGAUAUCUUUGAUCUAAAUCCUACCUCGCCAAUAUCCAAGGAGCACUUCAGACAAAUUUGCCCAGCAAUCAUUCAGCAGUUGCUAGGCAAUGCCUGCGAGUCCGCAGGGCAAAACAGACGGGGAGCUUUGCCUACAGCUUUUCAGAGUAAGCUAUUCAACUUUGUUUCUCUGUGUAGCCCUCAGUCACUAAUACCUGCAUUAAGAUUAUUUCUUUAUCAUGCAAAGUAUGAUUUGUGACUUUUUUUGUUCUUUAACUUAUGAUGCACUGAAGUUGAUUGGGAUUCUGGGAAAGGCAGCAACAUACCAGCCCAGGAAAAAGAAUCCAAGACAUGAAUAACUGUAAGACUUAGUGGUCUAAAUAGACUUUUUUCAGUGAAAGCACGUUCUUGAGUUUAAUAGGUUUAACUGUUUGCACAAUUCAGGUAUUGUACAGGAAAAAGGCAAACAAUUACUAAAAUAAUUGGACAAGACAUGACUCACAAAGACCGACUAAUAUUGAUAAAUGCUGUCCCUGAAUGACCUUUUGAAGCUGUGCUCUACUUUCUGCAAACCCUCCUGGCUUUUAUUGGGGUCAGUUAAACAGGCAACAACAGAAUGAAUUUGCUCUGUAUGAGGAACAGUAAUGAAACAACUCAAUCCCCUGCAGGUGAAUAAGCCAAGUGCACAGACUCUAACGCUUUCACAUUUAAUGUUAAAGCACAUCAUCUAUCUUUCAGCCCUCACAGCUCUGUCUUCCCUGCAGAAUAUGGCUACAGCACGGCUGCUGUCCUGCUCAUCACGGUUGGCUCCAUGCUUGGUAUCUGCCUGAUCUUUUUCAACUCAUGCCAAGAAACCUACACCCUCAUCCUGCAGCUGUUCGUAGGCCUGGCAGUGGGUACCCUCUCUGGAGAUGCACUUCUUCACCUUAUACCACAGGUAUGGAACACAGAGCCAUUUGACCCACUGCUGUAACUGUGAGCUAUGUGCCCUACAAGUACCAAGAUACUCUCUUUUGACUGAUGUUAAUGUCUGACUGUUUGUUUUUCUUUGUCUCCUAUGGAGAUCCUUGGCCUCCAUCAUGACACACACAGUCAUGAGGAUGAACUCUUUACAGAGGAAAAGGACUACCUGUGGAGGAUUCUGGGCAUAAUUGCAGGGAUCUAUGUCUUUUUCCUUAUUGAAAGAAUAUUUUCCUUCUUGGUUCCUUCACAUGGCCAUGUAAGAGUUUUGUUUUUCUGACAUAUCUAGUUCACAUCCUGUAACCAUACUUUGCCAAGUCUUUUCAUGAACAAACAAAUUUGUGUCAGAAUGGAUCAUUGCUUUGAUGUCUUUCUUUGUCUACAGGGCCAUUCUGGUGACCUUCCCUUACAGCUCAAAUGUAACGGUCAAACACAGCGGGGCAAGUCGAUCUCCACCAUACAGCUGGUGAGUCUCAUCACCACCCAGAUUGAGCUAAUCUGUUUUUCAACAACAACAGGAAUGCCGGAUUUUAUCAUUCCUGAUAUUUGUUAGGAGUGACUAUGACUGUGGGGGUAUUAUGAGACUAUUUACUGAUCAUAUUAUUACAGAAUCAAGUAUUAUGAUCCAAUUCCUGAGCACAGAUACCAUGACAGGAGCACUCUGUGAACACCAACAUAUUUUUGACAACAAUUCACAGGUUGUAGAUCUGUUUGUGCUGUACCAGCAGAGUCAUUCAAACCUAUAGUUUAAUUCGCACCCAUGAUGAUUCAUAACUACCCACUCAUGCAGCAAGACAGCAUUACUGUACAUGUUGUAGACAGCAACAGAGCUCUGCUAGAGGGCACUGUUAGCGGAAGAACCACCAACCUAUUGCAACUUUUUUUUCCCCCUGCACAUAAACAACGGUAAAAAGAGAGGUACAACAAUCUGACACAACAUCAUUGGAAAAAUCUGACAGCAGCUGAAAGAUGAUCAGUUUAAAAAACUGUCUGAAAUUCACUUGAAUCAAAUUUGUCCUGUUUUGCUCUUGUAUAACAGGGAAUAAAGAGUGAUGUGGGAGGUAGAAGGAACAGGGCAUGUAGGAUGUUGGAGAAUGAGAAGUACUGAAUCAUUCAGAAAGCACUUCAUGUUGUGUGGAAUCAUGUACGAACGAGUGAACUUCGAACUGAAACAUUUGGAACAAAACUCACCAAAAUUCAGAGGCAGCUUUUGUAUCUACAGCUCUAAACUAGUCCCAUUGAUUCAAAUUUCUCCAUUUCUCAAAUAACAUUUAAAGAAAAGUUAUCUAUCUCCUGCAGGGAUCAGUGGAGGAUUUGGAGUGUGUAGAUGGCUCUCCUGAACGCACAACCACAAGAAGGCCUUCUCAUCAGAAUAAACAUGGUCAGUAUGAGAUUUGCCACACAGCUGAAUGUGAUUUUCUUUGUAAUCAUUAGUCGCCUGGCAUGACAUAGUUUUGUCACAGUCUGAGGAUGGGCUGUAAUGGCACAGGCUCCCUUUGUUUUCCCAGGACAAGGGGUUCCUCUGCUUGCUGUGAUGAUAAUUGUGGGAGACAGCCUUCAUAACUUCGCUGAUGGCCUUGUUGUUGGAGCAGCCUUCUCCUCUUCAGCUGACACUGGCAUGGCAACCACUGUGGCCAUCUUGUGCCAUGAGAUCCCACAUGAGAUGGGUGAGAGGUCACAGCUCUUAAUUUUGGAAGGCUUUUGAUGUCAUUUUUGGCCGAGGGUAGAAAACACUCUGCUGAUGACUGGUGACUUAUCUGUUGUUCUGCUGUUUAUCUCAAAGGGGACUUUGCAGUGUUACUCAGCUCUGGACUCUCUGUGAGGACUGCUAUACUCAUGAACUUUCUCAGCGCUCUAACAGCCUUCAUGGGCUUGUACAUCGGACUGUUCGUUUCCUCAGAGAUGGAAGUGCAGCAGUGGAUCUUUGCUGUAACUGCUGGGAUUUUCCUGUACUUGUCGCUGGUAGAAAUGGUAGGGCUGCCUCUUUUAAAGUUUAAGAAUGUUGACAUUCAACAUUUCUCUUACUGUCAAUAAUUUACAUGAAAAUACAGCAGUUAAUGCACUGAAGGUAAAAACAAUUAGGGCCCUGUUUAAAUGAUCCAAAGCGCACAGUGUAAAGUGAACGGUGCAAAGUGGAACAAGGCGUGUCCAAUAACGAAUCCCGAGUUAGGCAGUGCACCCUCAGGCACAAAGAGGUUGGAUUUAGUCCUUAAUUCUACCUGGCACCAUCUGUUUUUGCAAUGUGGAGUUUGCAACCCUACAAGCAUUUUAUUACAAUAGUGGACCUUGUUUAACAACAACAUUAAUAUCUGUGUGAUACAGGGCAGCUUCCCUUGACCAAUUUUACCAAGACACAUGACAUCCAUCAUUCACUUCUGGUCUUUUGUUUUAGAUUGUAAUUGUGACCCAAUGAGGGAGAAAAACUUUCAAAAAGCUGCACACCUUACAAUAUACAAUGGGCGAGGGAAAUUUUUACCCUGCUAGUUUUCAUGCAGUGAUGAUGGCAGCUGUAUGGCAGUGAUAACAGCACAUAUCUGAGAUGAUAUAACUAGUAUUACGCAAUUGGCAGGGUAAAAUAUCAUGACACAAUACUUGUUUUUUAACCCAGGAGCAUUCAUCAGUUUCCUGACAAAGUGAGAGAAUUUAUGCAUUUCAGUUUUCCUGAGGUCUAGUAUAAGAGACAAAAAAUGUACAAGUAAAAGAAACAGCGUAUCCCACACAUAUGGUAGUGUGUACUUGGACAGCCCCUCAGGUAUAUUUUAAGCCAACUGGUUGAGCGUUUUCCUUUUUUUAUUUCUGUCCAAAACAUCAAUGCCAGCCACAGUCAAUGUAUAGUGGAAAAUCUGGCCUUUCUCUCCGCCCUUCGCCUACCUAUUAUGAAAAAGGUCUCAACACAUGCUCUGCAGAGAGGCUCUGUUUUUUCAAUCUAGUACAUCUGAUGCAGCUGUGAGCUUUUACUCUGAAGAGUGCUAAUCAGUAAUACAAAUUUACCAUAUACAGCAUAUUUUGAGAUGGACAAUCAUAUUAAUGGGACAUACUGACAAUAAGAAAAUAUAAAUUCAGCAACAUUUCUUAACAAUAUGUCAAUGGUAACUGUUGAUAAUAUAAUUUAUGAUUUCCUUUUUUUUUUUAAGCUUCCUGAGAUGAGUCGAGUGAAGACAGACCGACCAUUCCUUAUGUUUCUCCUGCAGAACCUCGGCCUAUUGAUUGGUUGGGCAUCCCUUCUGGUCCUCGCUCUGUUUGAACAUGAACUCAAAUUCUGA